Messenger RNA from Stereum hirsutum FP-91666 SS1, 780 nucleotides. RefSeq lists its product as uncharacterized. Bases 1 to 780 code for a protein of 259 amino acids. The record is from RefSeq and is a predicted model, not a curated record. Lineage: Eukaryota; Fungi; Basidiomycota; Agaricomycetes; Russulales; Stereaceae. The transcript is spliced from 4 exons.
AUGUCGUCAAAAAACGUUGUUGUCGUUGGUGGCCACGGAAAGACUUGGCGCACACAUUUACCUCAACAGGUCGCCCUCAAGUUGCAGUCCCUUAUUCACCAACAACACAACAUGACCUCCAUCAUCCGUUCCUCCUCUCAAAUAACCGACCUUCAAGCUAUAUCCCCCUCGAUCAAAACCCUCGUUCUCUCACUCGAAGACUCCCCUGUGUCUGAUUUCACCCAAGCCUUCCAAGACGCUGACGCCGAUGUUGUAGUGUUUUCGGCUGGUGCAGGAGGUCAGGGCGGAGAUGAAAGGACGAAGAAAGUGGACUAUGAGGGGGCUGUCAAAGUGUUCGAUGCCAUCGAUGGUUUGCCUGAGGAGAGAAGGCAAAAGACGAGGUUGGUGAUUGUGAGUGGCAUAGAUCUGAAUCCAGAUGCCGUGCCAGAACAUUAUGACGAAAAAGACAAGGAAAUCUCCACCAGCACUCGCGCGGCCAUUGGAACCUAUAUGCAGUACAAAUACCUCGCCGAUAAGAACCUUACCGCCCGCUCCUCCUUCCCCUGGUUCAUACUUCGACCGUCGUGGCUGAGCAAUGAGCCUGGCACGGGAAAAGCGAGCAUCGGAAGGACGCAUUUGUACCCGCUGCUUUCGAGAGACGAUCUUGCGGAAGUGUUAAAGGCGGUGAUCGAAAAUCCAGACGCGAAGGGUUUGGCCAUGGAUAUCGUGGGAGGCGAAGAGCCGAUUGCGGAGGGAGUGGAGAGGUUUGUCAAGAAGGGUGUGAGCGACUGGUUAGAUUGA